AGUGUAAAGAAAAGAUAACCACGUGUACCUUAUCAUUGCGUUCAGAAGAGAGGAAAUAAACAAAAAGCAGUGAAGAACUCAAAUGUUAAUGUUGUAAUAGAAACAAACUUAUUUCAGGUUGCUUUACUUCCAGACAUCCCGAGACUUUUCGACUUAUACUUAUAAUGCCUAAAAAUAAAAAGAAAUUUUCCAAUAGAAAACAGAAGGUACGCCGGUAAUGAAUGAUUAAUAAUUAAUGAGACAGACAUGGAUGUGAUUAUAAUCAUUAAUGACAUUAAAUAAUCAUAAUGUGAUGAGUGAGAAUUGAGUUGACUUCCACUUGGUCUUUAUUCAGUAGUGACUUGUCUAACGGCACUAACCCUAACACUGUUUUUAGUUAGACUGUUACUACUGUUGGUAUUAGUAGUAGUUAGUUAAAGUUAAAGUUAAGUCAAUGAAGGCACUCGAUUAACUGUCCUACUAACUAUUCUAAAUAGCAUUUUAUUUUUUCUUUAACUUUUAGCUGACUGUUAUUUUUAUGUUAUUGACUUAGACUUCCUAAGUUAAGUACUAAAUAACUAAAUAAAUUUAAAUUAUUAUUUAUUUUAUUAAUUAACUCAAACUAGAAUUAAAGUUCAGCUAAUAAUGAGGUAGGGCUACAGAAAACACUUGUUCAACUGACAACUGGUGUGCUGUAGACUGCAGAAGUACCAAGGAGGCAACUUGAAGAAGAAUAAGAUUAGAAAUUUAUUUACAGUACCGGUAAUAUAAAACUAUAUAGCCUAUUUAGUUAAACUAAGAUUUUUAAAAUAAAAAGUUAAAUCACAAAUUUCUUUCUUUACAAUCAGCAAAACAUUUGCUUCUUUUCUUGGUAGGGCUACUAAUUAACUCUCUUAAGAAAAACAGCAAACUAACAAGCCAGAGCUUAUUAAGUUUUCACCAAUGUACCCCCUCUUCCCCCUAACCCAACUAGCUUAAUUCUAGUCUGGCCACAAAGCAGCAUGUUGGGGACAUUCCGCAGCUGAGACAGCCCCACCUGCCUUUCACUCGAUUGACUGUGUGAGUGGGACGGCAUUGAUGAAGGGACACCUGGUCCGCUAGUGGUGCUGCUCUCACAGCACCUGCAGUUGAACUUUCUAGGGGUUGGGAUGGAUAUAUUUUAAUGUCAUGAAAAACACCCCUUCCCAUUCCGGGGUGGUGUCAGACGCCCUCUAGUAAGGAUUUCUACAUGUGGUUUAACUAAUUAUUAUGACUAGCAGUUGAAGCAAACCUUGCCUUGAUGGCUUGUAUAUUUGAGAUUGAAAGGGGUCAUCAAUAUCCUACCUGCCUUCAUGUGACAUACUUUAUGUAAAAUGUCAAUUAAAAUUUUAAAAAAAGAAGAGAAGAAAAAAAUCAAAAUCUAUGCUGCAAUUAAACCCCUAUGUUUUGAAAGAAAAAUAUAUGGAAAUGCCAACAUCCCUCACUCAUAUGCUGUUGACCGACAAAAGAGACAAUUAUUUAUGUUUAUUCAACAUUUUAAAAAAACACUUAAAAUAUGCUAUCUGAUGGGUUGAAGCACACAAGAACUACCAUAGUCCAUAGUUCUUUUAUUAAUGUGUUUAAGGAAAUUUACCGUUGUCAUGGACAAAUAAUUAAUAGUAAACUGAGAAUUAAACUGUAAUAGAAUUCAAAUCUGUCAAGCCACUAAGAUAAUCCCACCUUUGCAAAGCCUUAAACUUCAAGCAUUGAAAAGGUACCUUUUUUUUUUUUUUUAGCAUUUUAACCGUUGUGGGAAAGUUGGUGAAGCAUUUGACCUUGGAAAGGGCGCCACUGAACUUUUUGUCAAGCCAAUAAGAUAAUACCACCUUUUCAAAUACUUAAACUUCAAGCAUUGAAAAGGUACCUUUUUUUUUUUUAGCAUUUUAACCGUGGUGGGAAAGUUGGUGAAGCAUAUGACCUUGGAAAGCGCGACAAUGAACUUUUUGCUAAAUAUUACAAGGUAUGAAUUACACUAACAAGGAUGAUUAAUGUGUUAAUAUUACAUAUAUUAUAGUUUGAUUCUUAACUCAAUAUCUUCCAUAAAUGCAUUUUUGUAUAGGUCGUUGUAAUAUUUUCUGUGAUAAUAGUUGUUAUUUUUAUUCUUUCCUAACUUUGAAAUAAUAAUUUACAUAAACAGGGUCAAAACAUCGUUCCAGAAAAUGAAUGGGAAGAAUUUUAUGAAACCUUAAAAAAAACUUUGCCUGUGACCUUUCGAAUUACUGGAUAUAGGUAUAGUAUAUACUAAUAUUAAUAUAACUUUGUUCUUAAAAAUCAAUAUUUUAUUAACCCUUACUUAUUCAUUUAUAUAUUACUAGAAUAAAUGACCUGAUGCUAUCGGGAUAAUAAUGGUGGGUCCUAUGCGAUAACUUCUAACUGCUUUUGCAAAAAACUCAUUUCAACUCAUAACUUUUAAAAUGUAAUGAUAUAUUUAGGUUUCUAACAUCAUUAAGUUUUGAAAAGUGUUUAUCUGCUAUAUAUGAUACGCGUACCCUACACCCUUUACGCUCCUAAACUAAUUUUCCCCCUCUAUAUCAUUUUGGUCACUAAAGAAUUUAACUGAGGGACAAAUUCUACGCUAGAGAAAUACUUAAGAUUUACCCCAUUUUGUGCCCUUGAAUUACAACUUUUUUUCUCUCAAAAUUUGUUAAAAACCUAAUAUUAAAUUUAUAACAAAAGUUCUAUACAUGAUAUAAAUAUAAUUUGUAUUACAGGAAUUCGAUAUAUAGUGAUAUCUUCAUCAAAAAUUUAAACACAUUUUUUACUUUUUAAAAACUAUACAUCAUCAGAAAAUCGUAAAACAAAAAUUCUUUUAUCCAAGAAGAAUCUCACAACUGUUUUUCAUGCCUAUAUCAGAUUUGACUGUCUUUUAAAAAAAUUAAAUUGUUAAUCUCAUAAAAAUACACACCUCUUUACUUUUUGCAAAGUAACAACAACCAUAUAUUUUCAUUUUUUUUUAAAAAAGAAAAUAUUAACCCAUCUUCAUUUGUCAAAAUUUAAUUUUCAAGUGUGUAAAAUGAUUGGGUUUUGAUAUUCAUGAAUACUCGUAAAUAAAUGUACCCAAGCUUUGUUAACACCAUUGAUUUUCUUAAUUGGUAAACAUAUGUUUUUUUUGUAAAAAGAGAAUACAACAUCUAUUUUUUCACAAAUGUAAUACCUUAGGAUUUAAAUAUAUUGUCAUCCUUUUCCUACUUCCGAUAUUCAUGUACCCAAGAAGGUUAUUUAUUUAUCAAAUUCAUUCCUUUAUUUUGGGACGUAUCUGGUAUGGCCCUGGGCAAAAUUAGAACAUACUAAUAUUUAUAAAAAGAGAAUGUAGCAUCUUAUUUUUUCACAAAUGUAAUGCCAUAGGAGUUAACUCUGUUGUCAUUCACGUAAGAAUUUAAACAUCUUAUUUCCUACCUCCGACAUGUAUUUACCAAAGAAAAUUAAUUAUUUAUCAAGUUCAUUCAUUUAUUUUGAGACUUAUCUUGUGCUGCCGUGAGCAAAAUGAACAUACAAAUAUUUAUAAAAAGAGAAUGCAACAUCUCUUUUUUCAUAAAUGUAAUACCAUAGGAUUUAAAUAUAUUGUCUUCCACGUAAAAAUGUACACAUCCUAUUUCCCACCUCCGAUAUGUAUGUACCCAAGAAGGUUAAUUAAUUUAUCAAAUUCAUUCCUUUAUUUUGAGAUGUAUUUUGUGCUACCUGGGGCAAAGUGACCAACCCCUCCCCACCCAGAUUUAAAUAAAUUUAGAAAAUCUUCCAUCGGAUUGUAGUCCCUUCCGUACCUAAAGUAACAUAUUUCGCACUUCAUAUGGUUCGUUCUUAUUUGUAUGAGUUAUAAUUGGAUUAGUGAAUGCUAUUUAGCUAUGGAGUUGAGUUGCACUGAUUGACUUAAACCGCAUUUUCUAAUUAGAAUUAUAUUUGAAGGUUAGUUUUUAUUACUUUAUAAAUUUAAUGAAAUUAUAUUUUUGAAAUUAAAAAAGGCAAAAUUUUUAAAAUUUAAAAAUAUACAAAGCAAAAAUGUGUGUGUGUUUUAUUAACAAUUUAAAAAGCAAUCAAUAUUUAUUAAUUUUACUUUUAAUAAGGGAAAAUAAAUUAUCAGUUUUGUCUGGCAGGGUUAUUAAAUUUAAAGGAACCUAAGAGUUUUGGUGUAAUAGGGUAUUCCAGCCAUGAUGUCAUUUGCAUGAUUAUUUAGAACAAAUUAAUAUUAAUUUUAUUUAUAUUAACAACGCACUAAAAGAUGCACAAAAAAAUGACUGAUGCUUGGGUUUUCCUGAUAAAUAUGAUUAAGGUGUAAUUCUUUGAUAAUGAUUUAUUAUUUUUUAAUAGCUUUAAAACACAUAAAAUGCUUGAAAUAAUUCCUUGUUUAAUAAUUUAAAUGUAAAUGUAUUUGUAAUUUAUAAUAAUAAUACUUAAACUUUUACUUUUGCCCUUGUUAUUUUAAAACUGUCCAAUUUUUUAUUGAAAAGGUACAUUUUACAAUAUUUUUAUAAUUUAAAUAAUUUGUAUAUAUUGGUUUUCAGUCAGUCUGCAGAAAUGUUAAAGAAUAUAAAAGGGAAAUUUUUUGACAGCUUGUUAAAUGUCAAAGUAGAAGAGGAAGAUGUACCACCUCCUAAACAGUUGCCAUGGUAAACAAUUUUUCAUUUAGUGAAUGUAUUAUUUUUAUUAUUAUUUUUUUUUAAUUUUCUUACAUACAUUUUUUAAAAUUAAUUAUUUUUCAUUUACUGUGAAAUAAAAAAAAUUAGAACAAAGUUUUAUUUUCAUAGGUAUCCCAAUGAACUAGGCUGGCAACUUGAUCUCACUCGCAAAUUUGUGAGAAGUAAUGAGAUGUGCUCUCGUCUUCAUGAUUUUCUUGUUGCGGAAACUGAAUGUGUAAGCCUCUUAACUAUCAUAUAAUCUAUGAAAAAAAUGAAAGAGAUCUAAUCUAAUAUUGUAUAUUAUAAACAUAUAUUAAUUAUUUUCAAUUGUCCUUGGAUGUCAUUAUAUUUAUAGCGCUAUACAAAAAAAAGAGUUAAAAAUAAUCUUUGCUUUCAAAUUUAGGGAGCAAUUAGUCGUCAAGAGGCUGUCAGCAUGAUUCCACCUUUAGUUCUGGAUGUCAAGUCCCAUCACAAGGUAUUAUUUUCAGUCCCUUUUUUUAACAUGCCAUUGCAGUCUCAUCAACAAACUUCUCAAGUUUAUUGAUUGUGAGAGAUUUAUGGAUGUUAAAAAAACUACAACAAUGUCACAUGAUGGGGAGGAGAGAUAUUUAGAAUAUUUUUAAUACCCAUAUGUUCCAGAUUUUUCAAGAUUGCAAGUUAAAAAAUAGCUGCAAGUUUCAAUAGUGUAUAAAUCAUACUUUUUUUUCUUAGAUCUUGGAUAUGUGUGCAGCUCCUGGCUCCAAAACGGCACAACUUAUUGAGUAUCUCCACAGUACUUGCCAACCAGGUAAGAUUUGCAUGAUUUAGCUUUAUUUUAAAAUGAAUAUGACGUGUGCAAUAAUUGAAGAAAUUUUAAAUGCUAGACAGUUUUAAACUUUAGUGAAACUUACAUUAUCUUAUUAAAAUCAAUGCUCCCAACUCAGUUUGCUUUUGUUUCGGAGAAUGAUUUUACUCAUGUAAAUUGAUCACGUUUACAGGUGAAAUACCAUCCGGUUAUGUGAUAGCCAAUGACACUGAUAACAAGCGCUGCUAUCUGAUGGUCCAUCAAGUGAAGAGGCUACAGAGCCCAUGUUGUAUCAUUGUUAACCAUGAUGGCACUUCCUUCCCAAAGAUAAGAACUAACUCAGAUGUGAGUAUUAUAUAUACUUUUUAUUAAAUUUUCAGUAGGUUCUUGAAUAGGAAUAAUUUGUAUAUGUUUUAUUGAAAACAAUUUAAUAUUAUACAUCUCCUUCUCUGCAGUAAUUCACUUUGACUCAUUUUAUACCUUAACAGAGUUUUGCAAUAAUUUAUUUGUAUUCUGAGGUUUUAAUCUUAGAACAUUUCAAACAUAGAAAGCUUGAAAACUUUUACAACAUUUAAUUGUUUUAUAUUUCAGGAGAGAAAUCCUGAAUACCUGCUUUUUGACCGUGUUUUGUGUGACGUUCCAUGCAGGUAAUACAAUCUUUUCUUAAGAGAUGAGUUAUUGUUAAAUUUUGUAAAGCUGAUACAAAUAAUUAUUCUUUUCCUGUCAGUUUAAAAUUUAAUAAUUAUUAAUUUAUUAAUCCUGAAUUAGCACAGGCUAGAGGAAGGUUUAGAUAUAUUUUUAUCAGUUUCUUAUGGUCUUUUCUAGUGGAGAUGGUACAAUGCGCAAAAACUUUGAUGUAUGGAACAAAUGGCACCCAUUGCAGGGAGCGAAUUUGCAUGGGUAAGAUAUAUUCAAAAAUGAAAAAAAAAAAAAAAUUUGUAUCAAUUUGAUGGAGUCCAGUAAUUAUCUAUGCAAUAUUUUUUUCUGUCGCAACAAGCAUAUUAUUCUUAAAUUUAUUCAAAACAUACAAUUAACCCUUGGCAGGCUUCAGUGCAAACUCAUCCGCAGAGGAUGCCAGCUACUUGCUGUGGGAGGCAGACUUGUGUACUCUACAUGUUCACUGAACCCAAUAGAAGAUGAGGCUGUUGUUGCUGAGAUGUUGCGUGCUUCUGAGGGUACCAUGGAGCUAGUGGAUGCCCAUGAUUUACUACCAGGAUUGAAAUUUACCAAAGGCGUUUCUACUUGGAGGGUAAAAUAGUAAAUUUUUAUAAUUUAUAAUUUCAAAUGUCUGAAUGGAUAGAAAUAUUGAUGUGUAUUUUAACAGUUUGUUGGAAAUGUAUUAAUAAAAAUUUCACUGCCUUUGACCCAAGUCAAUUUUUUUAUAUUUAUACUAACUUAGAUAUUUCUAUUACUAAUUACAUCUUAAAGAUUUUUAUCAUAAAAAAAAUAAUGCCAAAAGAAAAAGAAAAAAAUAAUGCCAAAAGAAAAAGAAAAAAAUAUGACAGGUAGGCAAUCAAUAACUUAAUUUUUAAGGAAAAAAGGGUGAGAACUUCAAUCAAACUUACAUUUUUUUUAAUAGGUAAUGACCAAAACUGGAGAAUGGAUUGAAUCUGCUGCUGAAAUUCCAGCCUCCAUGCAGACCCAAUAUAAACACACUAUCUUCCCACCAACAAAAGAGGAAGCAGAGAAGUUUCAUCUAGAGAGAUGGUGAGGGGCUAAGUAUCCUGUAUUGAUGUUACUUUUCCAGUAUAUCCUCUAAGCUCUAAUGACUUUUGUUUAAAGAGUUAUUAUAUCCUUUAAACUUGAACAAUGUUUUGAAAGUCAUACAACUUGCCAUCCACAGUUACUUUAUAUAGAUUUAUUGUUUCUGUUUUAGUUUGCGGAUCCUUCCCCAUCAACAGGAUUCUGGUGGGUUUUUUGUUGCUGUUCUCCAGAAGCUUGGACAUUUGCCAGGCUCCAGAGAAGCGAGAUUAGAAGCAGAACAGACGGCAAAUGGUAUUUUUGUUCUCUUCACUGUAAUCGAAGCUAAAUCAUUCCAAUCAGGAAAGGUCCUUCUAUUUCAAAGAAAGGCAAAUGUAUCAAAGAUAUGAAGGAAUUCAACACACAAUAAUACUUGUGCCACUCUUGCACUACUUCAUGUUUCUCUAAGUUAAAUUGGCAAGACUUUUUAUUAGACUGAGAAAUAACUUUAUUUAGAUACCAGUACUCAAAUCUUGGUUUUAGUUUAAAAUUUUUGUUUUUUUUCUCAACAUUAAUUUCAAAAUAAGAAGUUCAUUAAAAUUGUACAUAAGAAAACGCGUUAAGUCAACCUCAUUCUGUCCUUAAUUUUUCUCAUACAUAGCACUUUCAGAGACUAUUUUUUCUUAACUUAAUUAAAUUCAAUAUAAUUUAUUUAUUAAUUAGGGACUAAUUUGCUCCUUCUUUAAUUUUAACACUCAUUAUAUUUUGAAAAUAGAUUGUGAAAGACUACACUUAAUUAGCCUUGCAGGCUUCACUUAAAGAAUCUCCUAAAUAAAUUAGCUUGUUAUUUCUGGUGUCAUAAAUAUAUCACAUUCAAUUAUUUAUCAACAGGUCAAAAGGAAAAGGAGGAAAGACAAACAGAUAAAACCAAUGUUAUAACAGAUGCAGAAAAGGAGGCGGAUAUUCCCAACACUACUACAGAUAAAGAAUCGAGCGUUGCCACUGCUAAUUCCUCUGAAAUAAAUCUUGGGGAGAAAAGAAAAGGACCAGCCAGUGGAGAAGAGUAUGUCUAUUAUUAUUAUGAUUGAAAUAAUAUUAGAUAGCUCUAAACAUUUACCUUUUGAUUUCCAUUCAUACAUGCCUUAAAACAAAAAUAUUAUGGUCGGUGUAGUUUAUUAACAGUUAAGUGGGGUUUCAACUACCCUAGUUUGUGUUUGAAAUUAUAAGAAUUAAUAUUUUUUCAGACCAAGACCCAAAAAGCAAAAGAUCCAUGGUUUCAGAGAAGACCCCUUUUUGUUUAUGGACCCCAAUGAUGCAGAAUGGAAGCCCAUCAGGUAAAGCUCUCCAGAAUAAACAAGGCAGUUGUAUAGAAAAGUAAUGAUACUGUCCAUAACAUAUUCUAAAUAAAAAAUGGGGGUAUAAAUAAAAUACCUUGUUAAACAUGACUUUUGGCAAUAAAUGAUAUAAAUGGUAAAGGCAUUCUUGUGAAUAACGACAGCAAAUAAACAAUUAGCCUAAAACAAAAAAUGUCUAAAACAAACCUUGUACCAUCUUCCCUAGAAAAGAUCACAAGAGGGUGAUAGGGAUACAUGUAAACCUUUCUCUAGCCCGUGCUAAUUCAAGGUUAUUAAAUUAAAAUUAUUAAAUUUUAAGCUGAAAGACAAAGAAGAAUUAUUUGUAUUAGCUUCACAUAAUUUAAUUAAACAACCCCUAAAAACAAAGUUUUUAUAAAUCCUUUAUAAAAUGUAAUAUCAAGCAAUGGGGUGGGUCUUAAAAUUUGACAAAACAUGCAUACAAGUAACACACUGUAUAAGAAUCCCAAUUAGUGCCGCCCCCUCCCCCCCCUCGCAAACGCUCAUUUUUUUCACACCCCUGAACUAUAUCAAUAUUUUAAUGACCACCCCGCUUUGGCACCAAAGAUUUAUUUAACAAACUACUUCAGAAAAGCAAACGAUAAUAUCACGUACCAAAUGCACUUGCAAUAUUUUUUUUUAAAGAAUCUCAUUUAGGGUAGUUAGGAAUUUUAUUUCGUGAAAUCAGUCUCAUCAUAUUUCUUUCAUCUUCCCCUUGAAAAAGGGUGAUAUUUGGGGGUUGGGGCUGAAAAUUUGAUGGAGUGUGUGGUCAUCUGCAGUGAUUCUAUGUGCAAAGUUUCAGCUCCAUAACUUAAAUUGAAGUGGGUCAAUUAGCCGUUCCAAGAUUUCAUCAGUCUGCCACCCAGCCACGAACAAAAGCUAAUUUAAAGGAUUUAAAAAUAACUCAUCUCUUUAAUUACUUUAAAAAAGAUUGCAUUACCUGCAUGACACGUAACCCAAAACAAGGUCAUGGGGAGAGGGGGUUGGACAUCUGAACUAGCUCAUAAAGUUACAAACUGUAAGUUAAAUGAACAAAAGAAACAUGAAGAAAAACACAACAUUUUUGGGAUAUUUAUCUACUUACAUAUCUACGCAUAGAUAUGUCUGCUCGCUUUAAUUGCCCUACUGAUUCUCUCAGAUAUUUCUUUUUCUUCUAUACUAUACUAUGAUAGAUUUUUACCUUUCUUUUUUAUGAAAUUCAUUUAACUGAUGUACUUAAAUGAUUAUGAAAUGGUGUAUUGCUAAAACUAAUGCACAAAUUAUUUUUUUUUUUCAACUGAUAGACAAACUACAAAAGAAAUAAUAAAACACUCAUUUUAUUACCCAAAAAAGUAAAUAAAGUGAGGUGACUUCCCUUUUAGUACUAUUUGUUGCAUAUUUGAAAAUUCUAUUUUUAGUCCUCAUUUAAUUAUGGAAAUUGAAAUACAUUUCAUUCUUCUGUUACAGAUGUUACCUAUUUAUUUUACAUAAAGAGAGAGAACACAUUUGUACAUAAAAUAAAAAUAUGUUGCAUGUAUGAAUUGGGCAAUGUGGUGAUACUGGCCUAAAACUAUAAGCUUGUUCUAACUUGUGCUUGCUGCUUAUGUUCAAAGCAAUUAUCUAUAUAUAAAAUGGCUGGUCAGCCUCAUUAAAAAAUAGAAAUGCAGAAAAACAUAAAUAGAUCCAUUUAAAAUAUUUAAUUGGUUUUAGUAUAUAUACUAUGGGAGGGUGCACUCAUCAAAUAUUUGUAUUUUAAUUUUUUCUUUUUCAGAGAUUUCUUUGGUCUGUCAGAAACAUGCUCUGUCAAUCAGUUACUCUUCAGAUCUCAAACGGGUAGAAGAUCUCUCUACUUUGUAACAAAAGCUGUAAGGGAGAUAACUAUUUAUAAUGAUGAUCAUAUUCGGGUUAGUAAAUGUUCUUUAUGUAAAUAAUACUUUUGUGUGAAACUGGAUUGCUGUGUUAUGUUGUACUAUCUCUUACAUUUACAAUAAACUUUGAUUAUCCAGUAGCCAUUUAGGCCCGUGCCAUUUAGGCACAAGGCUAUGGUGAAAAAAUUGCACCAUCUCUGCAGCUGUCUUUUGUUUGUUGGUGUAGUCUAGUAUCUUUGGUGGAUGGAUUAGGCAUAAGUCCUGAGGUGCAGACAUGAUGUGUUGCUUGUCUCAUUCGGAUGUCAGCAGAGAGGGGAACAUUGAUGUUUUAUCUGGUUUCAUGUGGUUAAGGUGGGUUUUAAGUUGUAUAUUUCCUGUGCCCUUGUGAAAGAUUAUGACCUGUUUGUGUUUUUGACGGCAAUUUAUAGGAUUUUUUAGAGUUUGGGCAUGUCUGUAAAUACCAUCUUCAUGUUGAGCCCAUCUAUUUAAUCACUCUGCUUUUUUGUUAGCUCUGUUUCCUUCAGUCUGAGUAUGUAGGCAUGUUUGGCUUUCAUCAGAUGCUCACUGUUUGGCUUGUUUGUUUGCUCUCUCAUUUCCUGGUAUAUUGGGGUGACCUAGUAUCCAUCGUAAGGUUAGCCUGGCUGCAUAUGUUCAGACAAAAGGUGUUUAUUUUCAGAAGUUGUGAUUUUACUGUUAUUGUUGGAAGGUCUUGAUGCUUAGCUGCCAGGAGUAUAGAUUUGCAAUCUGAGAAAUUUUGCUGGAGUAAACUGAAAAUUGCAGAGAGGUAGAGCUACUUCAAUGGUGGUUGCUUUUGCUUCAUAAUUACUGCAGAUUUCCCCACAGGGUUUGCAGAGUUUGUCACAUGAUCUGUCUAGGUACUAUAAAUGUUUGUUUUGGAUAAGUCUUUAGGAAUGAUUUGCGAGUCUUCUCUGUCUGUUGGUAGGUGGUGUUUCUCUUCAAUUUCGGAGGGCCCCAUUUAGUAUUGAUUUCUGUUCAAUUCUUUGGUUUGGUCUCCAUUUUUCAACAAUUUGUCAAUAUGGAUGUUGCUUGUCUAGUCUUCUGUACCUUUCAACUGCCUGGAUAACUGCUGCCUCUCCGUAAGGGUUAGGGGCUCAAUAUUAGUGUACUGCUGUUGGAGUAUAUCUUUGAGCAACCUGAGAUGAAAUGUCCUUCAAUUUUUUGAGAGUCCUGUACUGCCUUGCUGCAAGUUGACUGUAGCACAAAACUGUAUUCCAUCACUGAUUGCACAUAUUCUAUGUAUAAUUGGCGUAGUGUGGUCUUGUCAGUACCCCGUGAGGUACCAGCCAGCCUCUAGAUUGAGUUUUCUUAAAUUUUAAUUAUAAUUGUGUGAAUUUAAAUAACAUAUAUUGGUUACUUAAAAUAACAUUGGGCAGACUGGGAUUAAGUUGUAAAUAAAAAAUAUGAAGCACAAAGAUAUGGAAACUUAUUUUAAAAAAUGAUGAAUGGGUUGCCCAAAAACUGGUAUACUAGCAGAUUGGAUAUAAACAGAAAGGGGGCUGGAAAUAUGUAUUCACAAAACAUAGUAUUCUUACUAUUUAUUAUGAAAAAGAAACAAACUGAAGAAUAUUUGGCAUAUUUCCUACUUGAUUAUUGGUGUAUUAAUUUAAACCCUAGAUAUCCUUUGUUUUUGCGUUCUUUUUCCAUCCCUAAAUUUGCACAUUUUUCAGUUUAUCAAUAUGGGUGUAAAGGCAUUCAGCCGCAGUCCUUCUCCAAUUGUUCCGGAUUGUGACUACAGGAUUGCUCAGGAGGUACAUUUCUAUUCUCAAUUUAACUCAAUAAAAAGCUAAUGAUUGUGUGAUUGGAGUCUUUUUUUAUUUAAUUUUAAAAAUGUUUUCUAGCUCUUUCACAUUAUUUUCCAUUCUCUCUGCAGUGCCUGGGAACUUUGUUGCCCUACAUAGCACAUAGGAAAGUAAAUGUAACAAAAGCUGAUGCUAUUAUCAUUAUCAGCCAAGAAAACCCAUUUAUCGGCAAAUUGAGUGAGGGAACCCAGAAACAGCUGAAUGAUAUGUGUGAGUAUUAAGUCUAACCCCACAGUGAUAUGUGUAAGUGUUGAGCUAUAGCUUAGUGAUUUGAGUACUAGUAUAUAGCACAGUGAUAUGUGUAAGUGUCGAGCUAUAGCUUAGUGAUUUGAGUACUAGUAUAUAGCACUGUUAUAUGUGUACGUUUUUAGUUAUGGAUUAGUGAUUAUUUUGGAUUACUAGUCGUAGCAUAAUGAUAUCAGAGGUUAAAGCAUUUAGACAUGACAUUUUUUUAAAGACAUUUGUAAGGUUUAUCCAUACUUAUCUAAUUAAGAUAAUGUCUUUUUAAGAUAUGAAUGUAGAUUAAAUCUCAAUUUUGCUGGUGAUGAUUUUCCUAUGUUACAUUUAAAUAGACUCUUGUUACACAAAUAACUUGAAACAUUAUACAAUUAAGCAUAUUUCUUUAAUUUCUUUCAGCUCCUGGGAGUGCAAUAUUUGUAUUCAAUCCUUCUGAGCAGUAAGUUUUUAUGAAAGCAUGUUUUUUUAUUGUAAAUAAUUUCAAAUUACUUUUUAAAGAUGAUUGUGAAUAUGGAUAAAUUAUUCCAUUCCAAUUACAUUAAAACAUCAUCACAGUUACAGAUUUUAAUACAAAUUUUAAUAGAGAACCAUCACCAAGUUGUGAAGUGGUUUUUUGUGGUUGGAGAGGAAAGAACUCAGUCAGAUGUUUCGGCUCCAGGUGUGACAGAGCCCAUGCCCUGAUGCUUUUGGGAGAAGAUUUGAAUGAAAUAAGUAAGUACUUUUGGAAGGAAUAUGUUUUUGUGAGAUUUAGCUAUCAGGCUUAAAAUUAUUAUUUUUACAUUUUGCUGAAAUUGCAACCUAAAAAAAUUGUGUUUAGGUGUAAAUUCUGAACAUCUCCACCAUUAUGUGCCUUGACUUAGUAUAUUAAAAAAUAUUUUUCAUUUUAAAAUCAAAGCCAAAAGUGUAUCAAAGUCAAUACCGAUAUGUUCAGAAGCUGCAAUCAGUAAUUUGAUUUUUUAAAAUUCCAUGCUUAAGGAACACAAUGUAGGGUAUUGUGAUAUAAUUUAAAAAGGGGAUGUGCUUAAAACACUUUCAUAUUACAGACAAGAGAGUGGAAGCAGAGAAAAAGGCCAAACAACAAGGUCAAGGUGAUGAUGGGAAUGUUAAAAGAGAAGAAACAGAUGAUAUUAAAGUGGAGGUGGAAGAUGACAAAAUUUCGACAGAUAUACCAGAACUGAACGAUGGAAAUGGUGAUAUCACUGAUGAUAGCCCAAAGGAAGAGGUAGUUGAUGGGUCAGGUGAACUGAACUGAAGAGAACAAAGUGAGGAGGAGAUAUCAUCAGCCAGUUUUUACUUAAUCUCAAUUUUUUUUUUUUAUGUUAUGAUAGUGUUACUUGAACUGUUAUUUGUUGUUUUAUUCUAAUAAUUUUUUUUUUGGUUAUAGCUGGGUAGGUGGGACUCAAAUAAAAAGUAAAUCUAUUGCAAAGAAAUCAUUCAUGGCCUACAUUUUACUUCAUUUUUUUUUUUAAAAUUUGAGGAGCACCUCUACAUCUGAAUAAUCAUAUGAGUUAAAAUUUCACAAAUGAUAAAUUGCAUUAUUUUUAUCCUCAAAAAAUUACCCGAUUUUAUGCAAAAAAAGUUCUUUUAUCUGGAAAUAAAUAUUUUAAAAUCAAUUUUUAAUUGCUUUCUCUUUUUUUUUUUGAUAGUAAAUAUUUAGCACGCAGUGAAUUUGCUAGUUUUUCUAGAGAAAGAAAGAAAAAGUGUGAACACAUACAAUCUCAAUUAUUUUUACAGUAUUAAUUAUUUGUUAAAUAAUGUAUGAAUAAUAUUUCCUUGCACUAAAGAAAAAUUAAUAGUAAAGACAUUCGACACUUGAAAAUUAAAAUAGACAAAACAAACUUGGUACUUGUAUCAUCAAUGUGAGUGUUUCGUUGACUGAUGUCAUUAGCAUUAAUAAUAAAACAGUCGUCGUGGAGUUUUAUUACAAAUUAA
Lymnaea stagnalis (great pond snail) is the source of this 14262-nucleotide messenger RNA. The record is from the annotation of a GenBank genome assembly. NCBI's taxonomy places the organism in Eukaryota, Metazoa, Mollusca, Gastropoda, Lymnaeidae.